UUUUGUUUUUGGCAUUCAGAGUUGGCGCGUGCAACAGCACACAGAGUGCGCAAAGAAAGUGUAAAAAAGUGAAAACAUUUUCAAAUUAUUUAAAUAGAAUAUUUGCAAAAAUUAAUAAUUUGCCACAAAAGCUGAACUUCUAUUGUACAUGAAGCUUAAGCGUCGGUUUAAUGUAUAAUGUUGGCACAGGAGAUUGCACCUACGGAAAUUGGUAAACACGCAAAUAUUAUUCGAGUCGCUCAAGAGGAAUUGGCCAACAUGGAUGUACUCGUCUGUGGACGAUGCCUGAGAGCCUACAAUUUUGUCGAAGAAUUCCAAGCUCAUAAGGAAGAUGCGUGCGAGAAGGAGAACGCUAAUCUUAAAGAAUCUCUGGAUACAAAGCCUACCAUUUGGGCAUUCACCCUGUGGAAGGCCACACAAUUGCAUCAGCGUAAAGAAACUGCCAAUUCGAAUUCGUGGGCUCUAUACCAGCAUUGGGUGAAGCUCGAGGAUAGUGUACGAGAACCGUGGAUUGUAGCCGGAAAAACAAUACAAUCAUUUGGCAAAAUCGGACAUGGACAAUUGCAGGAUAUGCCGGUGCGCAUCACAAAAACUGUUGUCAAUCCUAGCAAUAGUAACAAUACUUCUAAUAGCACCAAUAACUCCAGUGGCAGCAGUAAUAAUGCAUCUACCAGACGAUCAUCUGCCGGAAAAUUGCCUACAUUAGCGAAUCAACUAAAGGACACAGAAAAUGAAUGGCCAACAAAAGCCAAAGGAGCUCUUGCAGCAUUGCCCGCUAUCUCUACCUCCACACCGAAGGUUAACAAUAACAAUCGCAUGGCCACACGCGUUGAUACCAAAACCGAACAAUGCACCGAGGAGGCGGUAGAGAAAAUUGUGGCCAAGCGCUUCAAUCCACGCCGAAAGACCCAUGAGUAUUUAGUUAAAUGGGUAGAUCGAUCACAUCAUGAAAACACUUGGGAAGCAAUGGCCAAUUUAGAUCGUGUACCAUAUUUUCUGCAAAUGUUUGAAAAGCAAUUGGCACGACAGAAAUUGACUAGAGAGAAGGGCUUGGACGCUAUGAAAAGGCUUCAGCCACAAUCCAAGACUUCAGAGGCCACCUCGACUACAGUAGCAUUGAACACUAGCAGCAGUCCCGGCGCAGUUUCACCACCAUCACGUCCAUCACGCACCUCAAAAACAAAGGCCAUGGAUGCCUUUAAGCAAUGGGUUAACGAGAGUGGUGCCAAUGAAGAGGGUUCCACGUCACCAUCACCAUCGUCGGCCAAUGAGGAUGAUGAAGACAUGACCGCAUCUCCAACACCGGGAGCUGGUGUUAAACGAAAACUCAAUCAUAGUGGCGGCUCCAUUUUAGAUGGAAGUAGCAUAGAGUUAGGAGAUUUGGAAGAAGACUUAAUACCUUCUCAUACGGUUAAGCGUUUAAAGAAUGGCGGUAGCUCUGUCCAGCUAAAUAAGCCAAGGGAGAAACCACAUGAGAAAUCAGCACAGGUUGCCAAAAUUAAUGGCAAUUCAUCAGCCUUUGUAGCCGGUGGAGGUCCUGCAGGAGCAGCCAAUAAUGAACAUAAAAUGGGAGAGAUUAUCUAUACAGAAGAUAGUACCAGUUCAGGCAUGUUUCGUAAACCCGAAAUGCCCAAUACCUUGCAAAUGAAGAAGGAUCGUGUGGAAUGUCCUGUACGUGUUCUCGCACGCUCGGAAAUUGCCGGCAAUUCGCGCGGUGUCUUUCGCAUAGCAGGAGAAAUACAACAACAACAACAGCAGCAGCAGACGGUGCAACAGCAGAAGCAACAGCAGCCCGAGGUAUCACCAACAAAGAUUAGCCCUGUGGGUGGUGCCAAACGUUUUGCCGUUUCAAGAGCUGUUGGUUCGGGUUCAGGAUCCGGUUCCAAUUCUCCCAUCACUGUUGGUCUACGUCAGCAGGUAUUGCGGACACCUGGACAACAAGCAGCCGCCAUUCAGCGGCGCCCUAAUCAGCAGGUGCAACAACCACUGAGGCAGCAGCAGCAACAACAAACGCAAUUAGCAGCUAGAGGCAAACCUCCUCCCAAGAUAAUAGCACGAGCCGGUGCCGGAACAGUUGGUACACCUCAGCAUCAACAGCAACAGCAGCGUCAGGUUGCAAAUGUUGGAAACCGAUUGGUUACACCUGAACAGAAAAUUUUACAACUCUCGAAAUCGGGCGACCUGAAGGUUACCCGCAAAGUUGUUAGUCGCGAAGAUUUACUUACUCCACGCGCUAAUCAAGUGCGUCAGCAACAGCGACAACAAACAGUCCAGCAAAAGCUGGCAGUAUCGUCCCAACAACAACAACAACCGCUCAGAGGAGGAGGAGGGGGACUUUUAACUCCCAAACUGCCCACCAUAGCCCGCCCUGCCGUGACCAAGCCGACACAAGCCAGCAUUCAGCUUCAAGUACCGAAGGCGGAAGACGAGGAAGAGGAGAUACAACAGCAUCAGGCCCAACUGUGUCCGAUAACAGGAAAACUUAUUGGCCAAGAGGAAUCACAGCUGAAAAUGGAGCAAGAGCAGCAACAGGAACAGCAACGGGAACAACUGGAGGCAGCGGCGCAGGCUCUACUCGGCAAUGAUCAGCAAGUUCUAACCAAUGAGGAUGGCUCGGCAUUGUUGGUGCGUGGCGAAGAUGGCACUGUCUAUCAGGUGGCUGGUAAAAAUGCCGAGGGUCAGACAAUUCUGGUGACCCAGGGCCCAGAUGGAGAGCAACAGUUUGCCUAUGUGGCUGCCGCUGAGGGUGAUGAACAGGAUGUCAUAUCACUUGAUCAUGCUGUCGCUGAGGCCGUACAGGGUGCAGCCGGCGGCACCGAGGCUCAAACUGCCGAUGGUGAACAGAUUCUUGUAUCCAUGACCGAAGAUGAGCUGGCUCAACAUCAGGCUGCUUUGCUGCAGCAGCAACAGCAAACGGAAAUUGCAGGAGGAGUGAGUGGAGGAGCGCCAUCCACAGCUCAGAUACAUAUAACCACCUCCGAUAGCGAUGGCACUGAGGCUCAAAUACCAGCUGAAGUUGUUCAAGCUGAUUUACCCUCGCCUGGUGGCACACGACGCGUCGUCUUAUUGCUGCAGGAUGGCACCUUUAUGAUGACUGAAAUGCACGAGGAUCAAUUUAAGACGCUAAACAUCCCGACGUAAAUCAAUUUGAAAUUAGACCCCCCUCCCCAAACGCACUACAAACACACAUACACCCCCACUACACCACCACCAACAUGCCCCUCCUAGUACAUCCUAGAUUUAAUCUUAGUGGACUGAUGAUUGAUUAUUAUCAGUGAUCAUCAUCAUCGUCAUCAAAAUCCUCGAUGUUGUUGUUAUCCAUGCAAACGUGCAGCGACAGCAGUGCCUUCUCUUUCAUUUCCAUGGCUAAAUUCUCUAUAUAAAGAGAAGUUCUCCGCACAUAUUGUCGCUGCUUUCCGCAUCCAGCAUCAACACAUCGGCUGACACGUACAGAGAUAACGCAAGAAGAAAGAAAAAAUCGUAAGAAAUAAAAAAAAAAAAACAAAAGAGUAAAAAAGAUGAGAAGGAACACAAUGAAGAACCCUUCCCAUUCUAAGUCUAUUUUUAUGGUCGGGGUCGCAUGAUCAUUAUCAAACUAUACUGGUACAGCGGCUUCCACUUUGCAUAUACAUAUAUAAAUAUAUAUACAUAAUAAUACAUUAUUUACCUACCAUAAUAAUAAUAAUGAUAAUACAAUUGUAAUUUGGACUACAAAUCGUAUUAAUUUAUAAUAAUUAAUUUACGUAACUCUUAAAAUGCGUUGUGUAAUUCUCUUAGUAAAAUGCAAUUGCUUGUUGCAUUUCGAGUAGGAACAAUUAAAAGCGCAAAACAAAAAACAAAAAAACAAAACAAAAACCAGAACAAAACUCAAUUUGAAUCGGAAAUUUCAUCAUUAAACUCUCGCCACCCCUUCACAAUACCGAAUAAUAUUUAUAAUUAAUUGUGUAUUUGAACAAUGUUUAAACAUUUUUUAAACAUAAAAACUCUGACAUUAAAAUUCAUUGCAAACAUUUUGUUUUUUUAAUGAAAUCAUUUCCUGAUAAACAAAACAAAACAAACAAAAAAUAAAAACAUAAAACAAAUGAAAAUACAGCGAAAAUACAUAAACGUACAUAGUGGAAAAAUA
This is a messenger RNA of Drosophila willistoni, 4126 nucleotides long. RefSeq lists its product as uncharacterized. Lineage: Eukaryota; Metazoa; Arthropoda; Insecta; Diptera; Drosophilidae. The record is from RefSeq and is a predicted model, not a curated record. The transcript is spliced from 6 exons. Bases 178 to 3141 code for a protein of 987 amino acids.